UUUUUCAGUCGAGGAACAAAAGUGCUGGGGCAAAGCAUUGACCUACCUCAAGCUGCUAUGUUCUCUCCUUUGAAAACAUUAAUGUUGCCUUCUGGAACAUUUAAGGGUAAAGUGGCCUUUAUUACUGGUGGAGGCACUGGACUUGGGAAAGGAAUAACAACUGCUCUUUCUUCUCUGGGUGCUGUUUGUAUUAUUGCGAGUAGAAAACAGGAUGUCUUGGAGCAGGCAGCAGAAGAAAUUUCCUCACAAACUGGAAACAAGGUCCAUGCGAUUCAGUGUGAUGUGAGAGACCCAGAUUCAGUAAAGGCUACAGUGCAUCAAAUGUCAAAAGUUGCAGGACUUCCUAAUGUUAUAAUAAAUAAUGCUGCUGGAAACUUCAUCUCGCCCUCAGAACGACUUUCUCCUAAUGCCUGGAGAACAAUCACAGAUAUUGUUCUUAAUGGCACUGCAUAUGUGACCCUGCAAAUUGGAAAAGAAUUAAUUAAAGCAAAACAAGGUGCAGCUUUCCUAUCUAUUACUACCAUCUACGCAGAGAGUGGAUCCGCUUUCGUAGUUCCCAGUGCUUCCGCUAAAGCAGGUGUGGAAGCCAUGAGCAAGUCACUUGCUGCUGAAUGGGGUCGGUAUGGUAUGAGGUUCAAUGUGAUUCAACCAGGACCUAUUAAAACCAAGGGUGCUUUCAGUCGUCUUGAUCCAGCAGGAUUAUUUGAAAAAGGAAUGAUGGAGAAGAUUCCAACAGGCCGUUUUGGCACAGUGGAUGAAAUUGCUAACCUUGCUACCUACCUCUGCAGUGAUUAUGCCAGUUGGGUUUCAGGAGCAGUGAUAAGAUUUGAUGGUGGAGAGUAUGCUUCAUUAGCUGGUGAAUUCAAUGAUCUAAUAAAGGUGACAGAUGAGCAAUGGAAUAUGUUGUCGUCCUUGAUUAGAAAAACUAAGGGCUCCUAACUCGUGACGUUUGGAUCUUAUUGCAAUCAGAAUGUAUGAUUUUUUUAGUGCUGUUUAACUUGCUAAGUUGAUAAUGUGAAAUUGCCCGGACUUAUUUUGAACAUCAUCAUGAUUUUUUAAAAAAUAGAAAAAUAUUAAUAAAUGUUUUCAUUUGAUUUGGAGCCUUAUAUCAUGUCUUUGAAAAGUCUUAAAAGCACUAAACAGGAUUUAUUGCACUAACUGUACUUGUAAGCAAAAACAGUUUUGCUUUAUUACUGGUGAAAUCAUAAUUUGUCAAAUGUACACCUACAAUGUACAUGUAAAUCUUCAAUGGCAACUUCAGUCAACACAAUUUCUUGUUCCCCAAGGGUGUAAACCUAGACCGAAUGUAAUUCAAAUUCUGAAAAUAUACACUUAAUUUUGAAAGGAUAUGGUGGAAAUAAUGUUACAUUAAAUAAGGUUAUGGACUUUGCUUCAACAGCUGAAUCCAUAACAAACAAUUGCUUUACACAUUUAUGCUGUUCCUUCAAUUUCAAAAGGAGCCACAAUUGUUCGCUUCAAUGUAAUUUUCAGGUAUGGCCUUGUCUAAUGAAAAAUAAUCCUUUAUAUAUUUUGAAGUUUGCUUUUAUAUGAUUAAAUAUCAAGCGCUCUGAGACGCUAACCUGCGUGGAGGGCGCUAUAUAAGUGCAAGUUGUUGUUAAAUAUCAAUCUUCCGAUUACUUGCUGUUUGUCUGAGCAAAGUAGGAUUCAAUGUUAUUGAUUAUAAAAUACCAGAUUAUGUGGAUGUAAACCUUCUGCACUAUUUAAUAUUACGUAGACCUCACCACUUAUCGUAACCUUUUUAGGUGUUUUAUUAUCUGGUAUCGGUGGGAAGUGCAGUAAUGUAAAUGCUUAUUAGCCUUAUUUGUUUUUGUAGCAUCUCCCCAUGAUUCCACUUAACAUUUCCUCAAUGCCUUCACCAACAUAUGAAUGAAUAUCCAAGAAGUUCUCUUCGAGCAACACAGGGUAAAAAUCCACCAAAGUUUCAAGUUUGACUUUUUCUUAGCAUUUCUGAAUGUGCAAAUUUUGGACAAUUCGUAAAUUUUAAUUUAAGUUUUAAUUUUGAAGUUAGUUUUCAAAAUUGUUGUUAAAUAAUCUUCAAUUAAGACUAGGACCUCCUGGACUUUCUUCUGCCAGAGAUUGAAUUUUGAAAAAUCAGUUAAUUUUCAUAUUUCAAAUGUAAAUCAUAGAAAUGACACAAAAUGUGUGUACGUUCAGUGUUUUUAUUAAAUCUUCAGGAUUCUCCAACA
Messenger RNA from Callorhinchus milii (elephant shark), 2207 nucleotides. RefSeq names its product 2,4-dienoyl CoA reductase 1, mitochondrial (gene decr1). Gene Ontology annotation, molecular function: 2,4-dienoyl-CoA reductase (NADPH) activity. NCBI's taxonomy places the organism in Eukaryota, Metazoa, Chordata, Chondrichthyes, Chimaeriformes, Callorhinchidae. Gene Ontology annotation, biological process: fatty acid beta-oxidation. Gene Ontology annotation, cellular component: mitochondrion. The record is from RefSeq and is a predicted model, not a curated record.